Molecule: messenger RNA, 1738 nt
Organism: Drosophila yakuba
Lineage: Eukaryota; Metazoa; Arthropoda; Insecta; Diptera; Drosophilidae
Gene: Gabat
Product: 4-aminobutyrate aminotransferase, mitochondrial
Exons: 5
Coding region: 161-1621 (486 amino acids)
Biological process (GO): GABA catabolic process
Cellular component (GO): mitochondrion
Molecular function (GO): pyridoxal phosphate binding
Source: RefSeq, a predicted model, not a curated record
AGACUAUGGAUAGGUGUAUAUGCCCGCAUACAUAAAAGCCUUUAUGUUUGUGUUCUGUAAAUAUACAUUUCUUUCUUAACUGAGUAUUAGUGGCCAUCAACGAGCCCUCCUAUUGAACAAUUCCUUCACUUAACCCCGGGCACUCAAAUCGACGGUAACCAUGCGGAGCUUGUGGCUAAAUACGUUGACCAAGCAGAGUCUAUAUAGGUUGAGUACCAAGAGGUACUCCACCAACAUUGAGCCCAAGGAACCUGUGGUGAAAACUAAAUCAAUACCUGGCCCCAAGUCAAUUGAGCUUAAGAAACAACUGGAUUCUGUUCAGGCCACCGGAACCAUCCAAUUCUUUGCUGACUACGAAAAGUCCAUUGGAAAUUACAUCUACGACGUGGAUGGGAAUAUUCUACUAGAUGUCUACACCCAGAUUUCCUCAGUGCCGCUGGGUUACAACCAUCCGAGGCUUUACAAGGUCUUUCACAAUGAGCAGAACCUGAAAACUUUGAUUAACAGACCUGCACUUGGCGUCUUCCCUGGCAAGGAGUGGCCAGAAAAACUGCACUCAGUUCUGCUGAACAUUGCUCCGAAAGGACUCAAUAAAAUCACAACGAUGAUGUGUGGUUCGUGUUCAAACGAAAAUGCGUACAAGAGCAUCUUUAUAUGGUACCAGAACAAACUUCGGGGUAAUACACCUCUUACCGAGCAGGAGAAGAAUUCCUGCAUGAUCAACAUUCCCCCAGGAGCUCCGAAACUCAGUAUUCUCUCAUUCAAGGGAGCUUUCCAUGGCCGAACAUUGGGAGCCCUCUCCACCACACACUCGAAGUACAUCCAUAAGCUGGACGUUCCGUCCUUUGACUGGCCCAUUGCCUCGUUUCCCGAGUACCGAUAUCCCUUGGACGAAAACGUGGCGCACAACAAGAAGGAGGAUGAAAAGUGCCUUAGCGAAGUGCAGGAUCUCAUUCAGCAGUACGCCAGCAAGAAUCCGGUCGCCGGAAUUGUGGUUGAGCCCAUUCAAAGCGAAGGAGGCGACAACGAGGCAUCGCCCGAGUUCUUCAGGAGCCUCCAGGCUAUUUGCAAGAAGAACGGCAUCGCCCUGUUGAUCGAUGAGGUUCAAACCGGUGGAGGUAGCACUGGAAAAUUCUGGGCCCACGAGCACUUCGAGUUGGAGAGUCCCCCCGAUGUGGUGACCUUCAGCAAGAAGCUGCAGUUGGGCGGCUACUUCCACAACGACGACUUCAUUCCGAAUGAGCCGUACAGGAUCUUCAACACCUGGAUGGGCGAUCCGGGUAAGGUCCUGCUCCUCGAGGAAAUCGUGAAGGUGAUUCAGGAGGAAAAGCUCCUGGCCAACGUCGAUGUGGCCGGUAAGGUUCUGAAGAACGGUUUGCUGAGCCUAGAGAAGGAAUUCCCGCAUAUCUUGAACUCCACCCGCGGCCGUGGAACAUUUUUGGCAGUAAAUUGCACCAACACCAAGGUGCGAGAUCAAAUAAUCGGCGCUCUAAAGUUGCACGGCAUUCAGACCGGAGGCUGUGGAGAAAUUUCCAUUCGGUUCCGCCCAGCUUUGAUAUUUAAGGAAUACCAUGCUAACAUCGUCCUAGACCGCUUCCGCAAGGUUCUUCAAGCUAUUUAAGAAAAAAAUAUACAAAACACCAGUAAUGAUUGUGCUCUGAAAAUUGCAAGUGCGUGCAACACAUACCAUAUGUUACCAAAAUGAAUAAUAAAGUGAAUUUAUUUUAUCCCUCUGUUA